Molecule: messenger RNA, 832 nt
Organism: Heteronotia binoei (common prickly gecko)
Lineage: Eukaryota; Metazoa; Chordata; Lepidosauria; Squamata; Gekkonidae
Product: aquaporin-6-like
Exons: 4
Coding region: 35-832 (265 amino acids)
Biological process (GO): transmembrane transport
Cellular component (GO): apical plasma membrane; plasma membrane
Molecular function (GO): water channel activity; nitrate transmembrane transporter activity
Source: RefSeq, a predicted model, not a curated record
GCUGUCCUCCUCACACUCCUGAGUUCUUGGCAAGAUGUGGAAGGAACUGUGCUCUGUGUCCUUUUAUCGGGCUGUCUUCACCGAGUUCCUGGUGACGGCUAUCUAUGUCUUCUUUGGGGUGGCUUCCACACUGCACUGGCCAGUGAACACCCCCUCCGUCUUGCAGAUCGCCAUCACUUUCAACCUGGCUGCAGCCACCACUGUUCAGAUUGCGUGGCAUGCAAGCGGGGCCCACAUCAACCCAGCAGUGACUGUGGCCUUCCUGUUCGCGUCUCGCAUUUCAUUGGUAAAAGCUGCCUGUUAUGUGGUUGCCCAACUGGCAGGAGGCAUUGCCGGUGCAGCCAUACUUUACGCUGUGACUCCUGGGAGUAUUCGAGGAAAUUUAGGCAUUAAUACGCUGCAGAACAACCUCAACGCUGGACAAGCAGUGGCACUUGAGAUCAUUUUGACCCUCCAGAUGGUUCUCUGCUACUUUGCCUCCACUGACAGCUUCCGAAGCACGGGCUCUCCAGCUAUCAUGAUUGGCAUCUCGGUUUCACUGGGACAUGUAGUUGGGAUUUAUUUCACCAGCUGUUCCAUGAAUCCAGCUAGAUCUUUUGGUCCUGCAGUCAUAGUCCAGCGCUUUCCUGACCAUUGGGUAUUCUGGGUGGGGCCUUUAACAGCUGCGCUCCUGGCAUUUCUACUUUAUAACUUUGUUAUUUACCAUGACCCAAAGAGCUUUGCACAAAGACUGGCUAUUCUCAAGGGCAGCUAUGAUACCGAACAGUUGGAGAAUGACAGGAAUAAGCAGAUUGAAUCAAUAUCACUGCCCAAGAUUGUAGAAAGAGUGUAG